AUAUGUGGCAUCAAAUUAUUUUCUCUUCCUUUUCCUUUUCCGUUCCAUUUUCCUCUCCUCUGUUUCAUCAAGAUUCCAUUCUUUCUCAGAUUCUUCUCUUUCCAUAACCAUGCCUGAAGCAUCUGCCUUAUGUUUUUCCACCUUCUCCUCAAUUCCCCUCCCCAAGGAACCCAUUUCCUGUCCCUCCACUUCUUUCCCUCACCGUAAAUUUCCUGCCCAUCGCCCUCAAUACCGUUCCCUCCGGCUUAUUGCCAACGCCUCCGGUUCGGAUCAUUUUCUUGGUGAUGGAGAUUUUUUCGGGUUCUAUCCCUGGGAGUCUUCCGAUGCUGGAGACUCUUCUAUACACUGGGUCCCAGAGGAGAGGGUCACAUUGUUUACUGCUGAUGGUUUGAUUCAAAUUGGAGGGAACCUUGUCCCACGUCGAAUUUCUUCUUCUGAUAAAAAGCAAGGGAAGGUUAAAAUGUCACAAAGAUUUCAACGGUUUCAGGAAAGUAAUUACAUGGAUCCAAGACAAGGUCUAUGUUUGGGUGCACUCUUUGACAUCGCAGCAACAAACGGACUUGAUAUGGGCAGAAGACUUUGUAUCUUCGGGUUUUGUCGCUCUGUUGAGAUGCUCAGUGAUGUUGUGGAAGAUACUGUUUUGGAGCAUGGUGGGGAGGUUGUGGCUGCAGAGAAAGCAACUAAGGGUGGGUUGCACGAAAAACUAACCAUGACAGUUGCAGUGCCAUUGCUAUGGGGAGUUCCUCCAGCUUCUGAGACUCUUCACCUUGCUGUUCGGAGUGGUGGAGGGAUAGUAGACAAGGUCUAUUGGCAAUGGGACUUCCUGUAAAUAAAUGACUAAGCUUUUCUAACCAUUUGUUUGUGCAUUUGUAAAUAAAUAUCUGUCAGCUACUUUGUACAAAUUCUGGGAAAGUAUAUAACUGUGACACUUGAUGUUAAUAUCCUUCCGUGUAUCAUUUUAUUU
Messenger RNA from Olea europaea var. sylvestris, 964 nucleotides. RefSeq lists its product as uncharacterized. The transcript has 5 exons. The coding region runs from base 110 to 829 and encodes 239 amino acids. The record is from RefSeq and is a predicted model, not a curated record. NCBI's taxonomy places the organism in Eukaryota, Viridiplantae, Streptophyta, Magnoliopsida, Lamiales, Oleaceae.